AUGAGUGGACAAGCUGCUAGUUAUUACGACCCUGGCCAGGGCUUCGAGGGUCAGGGUCAAUCAGCUCCUUAUGAGAAAAAGAACGAAAACUACACGAAUGGCUAUGAUCACCGCAACAAUGGUAAUUACCAGCCGCCGGUCAAUUACCAACAACAACCAGCCAACGAUCAGCAACCUGGCCCUGAGCAGAAGCCCCAGCAGCCUCCAUACCCCGAUAAUCCGCCCCCAUACAGUACCUUCGAUGAAGCUUUCAAGAUUGAAAAGCCCAAGUACAAUGACAUCUGGGCGGGUCUUUUGUUGAUUGCUGUCUUCCUGGGCUAUGUCGCAGUGUCCGGAUUGACCAUCCACAAGUAUGCCUCCAACAAGGGAUUCAGUGGGGAUGGCAUCUAUGGCUCUUCGAAUGAUUUUUCACUCAACACAAACACCUUGGUGCUGUUCAUCUUCGUUCUUUGCGUCGCUCUUGUCUUCUCAUGGGCGUAUUUCAUGGGCGCUCGAUACUUCACGAAAAGCUUUAUCUGGGCGACGGGUAUUCUGAAUAUCGUUUUCGCACUCGCCACGGGAAUCUACUACAUUGCCAAAAAGCAAUAUGGAGGAGGCAUCGUGUUUCUGGUCUUCGGUGUUUUCGCGAUUUUUUGCUUCAUCAGCUGGAUUCCGCGUAUCCCUUUCACGGCCUUCAUGCUGCAGACCACCAUGGAUGUUGCACGUAGCUAUGGACACGUCUUCCUUGUCAGCGCCUUGGGAGGAAUAGUGACUGUGGCAUUCGCCGCCUGGUUCUCGGUAACCUUGGUUUCGAUUUACGUCGCCUAUGAGCCCGACUCCUCUGGCACCAAUCCCGCUUGUGCGAAUGGUGGUUGCAGCACCGCCAAGGUGAUUGGGUUGACAGUGUAUGUCACAUUCGCCAUGUACUGGUUCAGCGAGUGGAUCAAGAAUACUGUCCACACAACGAUUGCUGGCGUAUACGGAUCGUGGUACUUUUGGAGCAAGUCCGCAGGUGGAAUGCCCAAGGGCUCAACUCGCGGCGCCUUCCGACGGGCAACAACCUACUCCUUUGGCAGUAUCAGUUUUGGAAGUUUGAUCAUCGCCUUUAUCAACAUGCUUCGCCAGGCAUGCUCGGUCGCACAACGACAAGAAGCGGCUCAGGGUAAUAUUGUCGGCAGUAUCUUCAUUUGGAUCUUGGGAUGCUUCAUUUCGAUGCUUGACUGGCUCGUCACCCUGUUCAACCGCUACGCCUUCUGUCACAUUGCUCUCUACGGCAAAGCCUACAUUCCAGCAGCUAAAGAUACCUGGAAGAUGAUGCGUGACCGCGGGAUUGAUGCCCUGGUACAAGACUGCUUGAUCGGUCCUGUUUUGACCAUGGGAUCGACGUUCGUCGCUUACGUCUGCGCUUUGCUGGCCUAUCUCUACCUGCAGUACACCAAGCCUGCUUACAACGCCGAUGGUGACUUUACUCCUGUCAUUAUGGCCUUUGCCUUUGUGAUUGGCUUGCAGGUGUGCCAGGUCUUUAUGACUCCUAUUGGCAGUGGAGUCGAAACGAUCUUCGUUGCUAUGGGCUGGGAUCCUCAGGUUAUGAUUAACGACCACCCGGAUAUCUAUUACAAGCUGGUACAGCUAUACCCCCGUGUGCAGCAAGCUAUUCACGCUUGA
Penicillium daleae is the source of this 1644-nucleotide messenger RNA. Its product is annotated as choline transporter-like family protein. NCBI's taxonomy places the organism in Eukaryota, Fungi, Ascomycota, Eurotiomycetes, Eurotiales, Aspergillaceae. The transcript has 2 exons. The record is from RefSeq and is a predicted model, not a curated record. Gene Ontology annotation, molecular function: transmembrane transporter activity. Gene Ontology annotation, biological process: transmembrane transport. Gene Ontology annotation, cellular component: plasma membrane. The coding region runs from base 1 to 1644 and encodes 547 amino acids.